CCCCGGUGCUGUUCAGUGUCACAGUAGAAAAUAUUAAGCAUAGCAUUGUAGAGUUGGAAGGGAUCGACGGGGUCAUCCAGCCCAGCCCUCUGCAAGACAGGAGGCAGAGUAGAGUAUUGCUGGGUGGGAAUCCAAAUUCUGCAGCUCAAACAAAUUGAUGAAAGAAAGUAAUGCCAAUCCGCUGCAGCAGAGUGUCUUGAUGCCAGCACUGUGCCAAGUGGUGGAGAACAUUUUCUCAGAGGAGUGGUGAAAAGGGGCUUGACCAAAGGGGCUGCUCUGCAUGGAGUGUAAUAACUGUCUUCUCCACAAGGGGGAGCUUCCUGCCUGGUUUAUAUAGAGCCCUGAUCUCCCAGGUCUCUCAGUCAUGGAGAAAGCCUUCAUGCUUGGAGGAAGAGUUCUACUCCAGAAUCUGUAGAGGUGAGAGAGGAGGUAAACAUUGGGGUGGGGGGAGCCAAAUAUAUAGCCCCUUUCUGCACACUUGCCCUCUACAUGUGCAGAGGCCUUAUUUGAAGAUGGAAGCAAGUACAAAUUAAAAUGGGCAUCCUUCCAAAAACGGAAUAGCAGGCUAUGAAAACGAAAUAAAUCUCUGCCUGUGAGCCAAGGUAGGGCCUGUUCUGCUCUGGGCUGCAGCCAGGGUUAUGUUACUGCCAUGAAUGGGUGUUUGCAGGCUGCAAUGGUAAAUACGUGGUUGGCUGGGCACAGUGCAGUUUUAAAAGUGGGUUGGAGAAGCAGGUGCCCAGGACUAGCCGUGAGCUACUUUACAACAUGAGACAAGCUACCAGGGCACAACCCCUCUGUUCAUGCUUGUCAUGCAUGAGCUUCCUUAAUAGGCAAUUCCACAUGGCUAUUUCCGGUCAUUGUUUCGGGGAAUGAGCACUACUGAAAGAGAUACAGCCAUAUUGUUCCUGCAAGGCUGCCUUGACACCAGUAGCUACACGGUGUGUAAUGUGAUGCAACUAAAAGACUUGCGGUUCCCAAACUUUCAAGCCACUGCCCCCUUGGGUUCCAUAAACUCAUCCCCAGUGUUCCCUCCCCUAGAAAAAGCAUGGCUUAGCUGUUUGCAUAACCCACCAAAGCAGAUAACGAUAAAAUUCAAAACUGCAGUGAUUGCACCUUUAUUCAAAAUCCAAUUAAAACUUUUAAGUUCCAAGUCGAUAACAUGGAUGAACUGGAUCCAGUGAUGCUAACCUUUUGAAGUCUGAUAGUCGUUUACACCUCUGUUGCCCCCCGCUUGCCUCUUAGCACCCCCAGGUAAUCCCACUGCCCCUUUUGGAAGCUACAUAGCUUGGCACUCCUAAUAAUUGCUAGUAAAGACUGAAGGGGGACAUUUCUGCAUCUCUUGCCCAAAGGUAGCUCUGUACCACCUUGUGGGGUUUUUACUGCUACAUGUAGCUUGGGGUCUGGCCAGUGCCUGGAUGCCACCUGGCAGAAGAAAGGCAAGAUUUAAAUGUGCAAAAAGAAAAACUUGUUGUUUAGUGGUUUAGUUGUGUCCGACUCUUCGUGACCCCAUGGACCAGAGCACGUCAGGCACUCCUGUCUUCCACUGCCUCCCGCAGUUUGGUCAGACUCCUGUUCGUAGCUUCGAGAACACUGUCCAACCAUCUCAUCCUCUGUCAUCCCCUUCUCCUUGUGCCCUCCAUCUUUCCCAACAUCAGGGUCUUUUCCAGGGAGUCUUCUCUUCUCAUGAGGUGGCCAAAGAAUUGGAGCCUCAGCUUUAGGAUCUGUCCUUCCUAGAGAAACUAGACGAGUCAAUAAGAUGUGUGUAUUGGUUGAAUGUUAUUUGAUAAGUUUGGGUCCAGUUUUCUUCAGAAGUCAUUCUGAAUGUGAGUCCCUAUGGGCAGAUUUGAUCAUCGGCCAUCUCAGUGUGCAUCGCCCAGCUUAUCUUUGUGUGCCAAAUUAUCUCCUUGGGGUGACCUUCUAGGAACGUGAGAAGAGCCUUCCCAAUGGCCCAUCCAGUCUAGCAUUUUGUUCUCACAGUGGCCAACCAGGUGCAGGAUCCAAGCACAAGAACUCUGCUGUGGUUUCCAGCAACUUGGUAUUCUGAAUAGAAUAGAAUAGAAUAAUUUAUUGGCCAAGUAUCAACCAUACUAAGAAUUUUGCUUCGACUACAUUGCAUUGCAAUGUAAAUAAAGAACAUACCUCAUACAACCACUAUUCCGCUCACAAUACAACAGCACAGCGUAAAGACCCCAUACCACCAACUGGCCUCCCUUCCGCAGAGCAUAGCCAACAUGGCUAAGUAGCCACUGAGAGCUGUAUCCUCAAUGGAUUUGUCUAAUCCCCUCUUAAAGGUUGGGGCCAUCACUGCCUCCUGUGGGAGCAAGUACCAUAGUUUAGCUAUGCUCUGCAUGAACUUUCAUUUAUGAAACAUUCAGCUUCAUUAAAUGCCUUUGAGUUCUAGUCUUAUGAGAUACGACGAAAAACUUUUCUCGACCCACUUUCUCAAUGCCAUGUGUAACUUUACACACCUCUAUCAUGUCUCCUCUAAACUAAAAAGUCCUAAUGCUGCAGAAUCUUCUAGGGGAUCCACGUCAUCCCCAUUAUCAUUCAAGUUGCCCUUUCCUGAGCCUUUUCCAACUCUACAGUAUCCUUUUAGAGGUGAGGAUUUGAACACCCUGUUCAGUGAUCUGUCCAGCAACUCGGAGACAGCUUUGUUGCCUCUCCUGAGCUGCUCCUUCACCUCAAAGCAGGGUCACUCCUAAAUAAACACUCCAGCACUUCAGCGUGCUGAAACCGGAGGGCUGGACCAACUCCCAGGUUGCAUGACAACUUUUAUUUUGGGCAUUGGUAUUCCUGCAGCGGCGGAACGGCGCCCACAGCAAAUUAACAGAGAAUGCAGGAGGAAGGCUGGUUUGUUGUAGCCUCAACAUAAUCGAGGCAAUUUGUUUCUGGAGUAGCCUGCUGGAUUUUCUCACAAGGCAUUUCCUAAGGCCAGAUUAAGUGAACAGUUUCAGAGGAAGGAAGGUAAUGGUGAGUGUCAAGUUUACUUCGUCCAGAAAUUGCUCCUAUUCAGCAAAGAUAUUUAAGGCGGGGGGACCAGGAAAAGGCAUUUCUUAUGCUCAGGACAGGCCCCCCCCCCUUGAAAAUGAUGGGCAUGAUAUACACGGGCCUGUUAAUUCCAGUGGGCCUACUCUGCGUAGGAGUUAGUUGGAGACCAUCCUAUGUUGAUGCAGAUGUAAUGAUUACUUUCUAAGACAUAAGUAGUAUGUGUUUGUUGGGGGGGGGGCUGAGUAUGCCUGGAAGCAGAGCUGAAUUUGCACUUGGGUUCAGCUCCGAAUUAAAGCAGAGCUUGGCCAGAGUGUGGCUUUUUCCUUGCUGCUCGGAAAUCACAGACAUCUGGAACCGAGGUCAGACUUUUGACCCUGAAGCUCUCUCAAAGCUGCUCGCUUUAAAACCCAAAUGCAUAUGAGAUGCCUGUGUGGCUAUCAGAGGCUUGUACUCUGCACAUGCCUCAAAGGAUUAUGUCCUGAGGUGGACUGGGCUGUCGGAGCCAAUGUCCAGAGCCUAUUUUGAAGCCUCAUGCCACAAUUGUGGGUGGGAGUGUGAUUUUGUGUCACAGCACAAAAUGAGGGGAAGGUUAACCCUCUCCUUCCGUGCCCUUCGGUUGUGACCAUAGGCUUUUUUAAAGCUUAAAUUGUUACUAAUGGCUUGUUUGUUUUUAAGCAAGCCUAAUUGUAUGGGGGAUUAGGGCAUGAGAAAGGUGAGGAACCCUGGGCCGGCAGAAUGAAGAUCCCCUCCUUCCCCAUAGAAGGCUGAGCCCAUUGAAACCAAUGAGAUUCCAGAUGUAUGUAUUUUUGCUUAUUGCAAUUAUAUCUCACCUUUUUCUUUUGAGGAGCUCAAGGUGGUGUCUUCCCUCUCCUCCAUUAAUCCCUACAACAACCCUGUAAGGAAGGUUAGGCUUAGGGGCAGCAACUGUCACCCAGGGAACUUCAUGGCUAAGUGGGGAUUUGAACCCCGGUUUCAUCCCCAAACUGCGGCCCUCCAGAUGUUUUGGCCUACAACUCCCAUGAUCCCUAGCUAACAGGACCAGUGGUCGGGGAAGAUGGGAAUUGUAGUCCAAAACAUCUGGAGGGCCAAAGUUUGGGGAUGCCUGUCCUAGUCCAACACGGCACUACUCUGGCUCUCACGAGACUUCACUGGCUUCAUUCGUCCCAUAGACUUCAAUGGGAACUACAAGCCAAUUUGACACAAUCCUUAUUUCUGCAAGAUAAGUUGGUAUAAACCUCAAAGCAGUUUAUAAACAAACAAACAAACAAACUAUCAGCUAUUGAAGAUUGCUAUGGUCCAGGGGGUCACGAAGAGUCGGACACGACUAAACGACUAAACAACAACAAUUGAAAACAUUAGAAAUAAAUAAACAAAUGAUCCAAUUAAAACAUGCACCAACAUUCUGCAUGUCUGGGUAGACUUGCCUAGACGAAAAUAUUUUAGCAAGUGCCAAAUACAGUACAGUGAAGUCACCUGCCUGGUGUCAAUUGGCAGGGAGUUCCAAAGUGUGGGUGCUACCACACCAGAAGACUGAUUUACAGUAUUGCAAAUCCGUAAUGAAUAUAAUCACCUGGCAUGUGUAAUGUUGUUGUUUAGUCGUUUAGUCGUGUCCGACUCUUCGUGACCCCAUGGACCAUAGCACGCCAGGCACUCCUGUCUUCCACUGCCUCCCGCAGUUUGGUCAAACUCAUGUUCGUAGCUUCGAGAACACUGUCCAACCAUCUCGUUGGCAUGUGUAAUAUGCAGUGCCAAUUCCGCAGAUGGAAGCAGUUUAGUGGGCUUGUAUAUAGGACAGUGAUGGCGAACCUAUGACACGCGUGUCAGAUGUGACACGCAGAGCCCUCAUUGUUGGCAUGUGCCCCAUUGGUCCAUUCGCACUGUUGUUUUUCCCCCAUUUGUUCUCCCGCUCCUCCUACAGCUUGGCUCCGCUGUUAAAACCCGGAUUCUUUUUUGUUGUUGUUGCUGCUGGUAGCCAGAGAUUGGUUUUUAACCCUUUCUGUGCUGUUUUUUCUGGCGCUUUGGCAGACUAUGAUUGGGUGUAACAGCGUUCAUUUUUUAACCCAUUCUGUGCUGGGUUUUUUGGCGCUUUGGCAGACUAUGUCGGUGCUGCGUGUUAGUUGUAGCGAAAGUAUUAUUCAUCAUUUAUUUAUGUUCUCUUCCCCCCCAAAAAGCGCAGCAGCUUUGGGGCAUCCCCCCCAAAAGCAAAGCAACUUUUGCACCCCCCAAAAAAACCUCCAAAACUUUGGUCAGCAGCUCCCCCCCCAAAAAAAAAGCUCAACAACUCUGGGCACUUUGUGAUAAAUAAGGGGUUUUUGGUUUCGUUUCGUUUGGUUUGGUUAAAUAAUUAGUUUUUGGUUUAUUAAAUACAGUUAUAUAUUACAAUUAUACAUUUUUGUUAUUUAAGCUAUAAAUAUCGUGAAAUUAUGGUUUUUUUCUUGAAGUGACACACCACCCAAGUUAUGCUCAUUUUUUUGGCGAAUUUUGACACACCAAGAUCAAAAGGUUGCCCAUCACUGAUAUAGGAUAUGGGAAUAUUGCAUGCUGCAAAGGGCUUUGUAUACUACUGUAAUCGUAACAUCUUUAUCUUGGCCCUGGAGCAAAUUGGCAACCAGUGCAGAUCUCAGAGCACAGGUGUUAAAUGCUGAAAAGACGCCACUCCUGUCAGCAAUGGUGCUGCAGCAUUUUGCACUAACUGCAAAUUUGGAAAUUGUAUUUAGCAACAAAAACUGACUAUACUGUACACACAAUGGAAAAAACAAGCAGUGACAACAAAAUAAUACAAGAUCAACAACACAAGGAGUUUUUGAUAAUAAAGUUGAAAUAAAAACCUAUUUUCAGUCCAAGGGCCACGUUCCCUUCUGAGCAACUUUUUGAGGGCCACGUCCCUGUGGUGCACUGGGCCAGUAGCAAAAGUGGGCAGAGCAAGGAAUGUUAAUUUUAACUUUUUAAGCAGGCAAUUUUUCACACAUACCCUUCUCUGUCCACCAUCCAAGUAAGGCAAGUGCUAUGAUCAGAGUUCAAGGGCACAUCCCAGUUGGUCAAAACACCUGAGGAGGAUGCAGAGGACAUUUCAUGAGGGGCAUGGCCUGUGAAGGGUGUGUGUGGAAUGGAAAGAGCCCUGAGGGCCAGUUAGAGCAGUGUAGAGGGCCACAUUCGACUCCCAUGCCUUCUGAACCUGCUCUCCUGCAAUAAGAUUUGGUAUAUAUUGGAGAAGAUGGCUAAUUUCCUGUGGAUGUUUUUUUCUUGUUUGUUUCUUUACAGCUUUUUGUCAUCUUGAAGUAAACCUCUAGAAGGUUGCUGGAAAUCAGGCCAAGAUGACCAAGACUGAGGAAGUGCCAGACAGCCAUACAUCUGGCGAAUUUUAUGAGAAAUAUGAGCCAAAGGAAAUCCUGGGGAGGGGAGUGAGCAGUGUCGUCCGGCGCUGCAUUCAUAAAGUUACAAGAGAAGAAUACGCAGUGAAAAUCAUAGAUAUCACGGCUGGGAAUCUGUCUCCGGAAGAAAUCAAGGAGUUGAGGGACGCCACUCUGAAAGAAAUUGACAUACUCCAGAAGGUGUCCGGACACCCAAACGUUAUCCAGCUGAAGGACAGCUUUGAAUCCAACACGUUCUUCUUCCUGGUGUUUGACCUAAUGAAGAGAGGGGAGCUUUUUGAUUACCUCACAGAGAAGGUGACCUUAAGUGAGAAGGAAACCAGGAAGAUCAUGCGUGCUCUCCUGGAAGUCAUCCAGUAUCUCCACAGCAUGAACAUUGUCCACAGGGAUCUCAAGCCAGAGAACAUCCUUCUGGACGACGACAUGAACAUCAAACUGACCGACUUUGGCUUCUCCUGUCAGCUGCACAGAGACGAAAAGCUCAAAGAGAUCUGUGGAACUCCUGGCUACUUGGCUCCCGAAAUACUAGAAUGUUCCAUGGAUCCAGACCAUCCAGGUUAUGGGAAGGAAGUUGACAUGUGGAGCACCGGGGUCAUCAUGUACACCUUGCUGGCAGGAUCCCCUCCGUUCUGGCACCGGAAGCAGAUGCUGAUGCUGAGGAUGAUCAUGAACGGGGACUACAAGUUCGGCUCCCCGGAGUGGGACGAUCAGUCGGACACCGUCAAGGACCUGAUCGCCCACUUCUUGGUGGUGAAGCCGCAACACCGCUACACCGUGGAAGAUGCCCUCGCCCACCCCUUCUUCCAGCAGUAUGUCGUGGAGGAGGUCCGGCACUUCAGCCCCUUCCGGAAAUUCAGGGUCAUCUGCUUGACUGUCUUGGCAUCGGUGCGCAUCUACCUCAACUACCGCAACGUCAAGCCCGUCACCCGGGACGUGCUGCAGCGGGACCCCUACAGCCUGAAGCCUGUCCGCAAAAUGAUUGACGCUUGUGCCUUCCGGAUCUACGGGCACUGGGUGAAGAAGGGUGAAGCCCAGAACCGGGCCGCUCUCUUUGAAAACACUCCUAAGGCUGUUCUGUUCAGCUUGGCAGCCGAGGAAGAGAUGUUCUGAGUUCCAGCACACUCUGUGGUCAGGCGAAGCCUCCCAGCGUGUUAACAGCUAAAGCGAAACUUUAUGAUUUACUUUUAAAAAACAACUCAUAUUGCCUUUUCUCCAUGGAGCUCAGCUACACUCCCUGCUCACCAUUUUAAUCUUCCCUACAACGAUGUGAGAUAGGCUAGGGUGAACAAUCUCCAGCGAACUUUAUGGCUGAGCUGGGUGGAGAUUUGAACCCAGUCUUAGUCUGGCAAUCUAACCACUGUACCACAUGCUCUCAU
Messenger RNA from Zootoca vivipara (common lizard), 7735 nucleotides. Lineage: Eukaryota; Metazoa; Chordata; Lepidosauria; Squamata; Lacertidae. The record is from RefSeq and is a predicted model, not a curated record.